UCUAUCAUUCUCUAUGGGUGGGAGCUUCCCAAACUUUUUUUAAUAUCACCCUGUCAUCACAGAAACAUUGAUGAAGAAGUGACUGGCUGCGACUUCAACGGUUUGUUGGUGUAGCUUUCAUUUAUAACCACAUUUUCACAGCAAUUAGCCUACAGAAUGCGUUCCCUUGGACUGUGUAGUUUGAUGUUGCAUGUGAUCGUUGUUUGUUCCACGGAGUUGACGUUUGAAUUACCUGAUAACGACAAGCAAUGUUUCUAUGAAGAGCUCCAGAAUGGAGUGAAGUUUGACAUAGACUUUCAAGUGAUUGCAGGAGGGAACUAUGAUGUGGACUGCUUUGUAACAGAUCCAGUGAACAACGUCCUGUAUCAGGAGAGGAAGAAGCAGUAUGAUAGCUUCUCUCACACCACCACUAUGAAAGGAACCUACAAGGUCUGCUUUAGCAACGAGUUCUCUACCUUCUCACACAAGACCGUCUACCUGGACUUCAGGGCCGGAGAGGAGAGACCCCUACUGCCUGACAUGAACAGAGACACUGCCCUGACACAGAUGGAGUCGGCCUGUCUGUCCAUCCAUGAGAUCCUGAAGGUAGUGUCUGACUCUCAGACCUGGUAUCGGUUACGGGAGGCUCACGACCGCAUCAGAGCCGAGGACCUCCAUGAGCGCGUGUCCUAUUGGUCCAUAGGAGAAACCAUGAUCCUAUUCACUGUCAGCAUCGGACAGGUUCUCAUUCUCAGGAGCUUCUUCAGCGACAAGAAGGGCAGUGUUGCAGCCAACACAUAGGUCCUACUAUAUAUAUAUAUAUAUUGAUACAUUCCAUAAUACUGGGUUACUGUUUUAGCCAACACAAGAUAUUGUAUUACAUGUCAUCUGCCACUAGACUGGAACCUACCUUAAUACCCCACAACAAACUGUAGUCCUAUACAGUUCUAUUAAAGGACUUGAGGACCUAUUACAUCUGUCUGGUAUUAAGACUUUAGCUUGUGGAUUCUAGCCUCUGAAAAUGAAAUACUGUGGUUGCAACAGCCGUUUAGUGAUUUCAGUCUAAAUAGGUUAGCAACCUAACACACCUGUGGUACACCAAGCCUUAAUCUGUUUUUGUCUCAAAGUGUACAUUAAUUUGUGCUAUGACAUUAAUUUAUUGUGUGUGUAAAAUGUUUUGUAUGUCUGUCUCGCCCUCUCUCGUGUACACAGUCACACACACACACACACACCAUAACCCCACAAUUUGAUUUCCAUUUGAAAUCCUAUUUUUCCUUUCCUUAACCUUUGUCCCCACGAGGGAGAAUUUUCCUUGUUUUACUAUCCUUGUGAGGACUUUUGGCAAUUCCUGGACCACUUGAGGAUAGGGGCGUGUCUUGACUAUCAUUAAAGUGAAGAAUGUUAUAUGA
Salmo salar (Atlantic salmon) is the source of this 1388-nucleotide messenger RNA. RefSeq names its product transmembrane emp24 domain-containing protein 3. The record is from RefSeq and is a predicted model, not a curated record. NCBI's taxonomy places the organism in Eukaryota, Metazoa, Chordata, Actinopteri, Salmoniformes, Salmonidae.